GAAUGGCUUGGAGAUAAAGAUUUACCCCCUAGGAAGCCGCUGCGGAGCUGGCAGGAGAAACUGGCGGCAGCUGGCUUGAGAUUCUCCUUCUCUCUUCUGUCUCUCCAAGGCUUUAGUUACUUUCCAGAGGGGAGAGGAGGGAGCCAGAUCCCAGCUCCAGCUACAGACUGACCCUAAAGAAGAAAAGGAAAGCAAGCUAGGAAAAAAACAAGACCCUAAAGAAGAAAAGGAAAGCAAGCUAGGAAAAAAACAAGACCCUAAAGAAGAAAAGGAAAGCAAGCUAGGAAAAAAACAAGACCCUAAAGAAGAAAAGGAAAGCAAGCUAGGAAAAACCAAGAUCCUAAAGGUGAAAAGGAAAGCAAGCUAGGAAAAACCAAGACCCUAAAGGUGAAAAGGAAAGCAAGCUAGGAAAAAACAAGACCCUAAAGAAGAAAAGGAAAGCAAGCUAGGAAAAAUCAAGACCCUAAAGGUGAAAAGGAAAGCAAGCUAGGAAAAAACAAGACCCUAAAGAAGAAAAGGAAAGCAAGCUAGGAAAAAACAAGACCCUAAAGAAGAAAAGGAAAGCAAGCUAGGAAAAAGCAAGACCCUAAAGAAGAAAAGGAAAGCAAGCUAGGAAGAAAACCAAACAAGCAGCACCAGGAUUGAAGGAACUAUCCCAGAUGGAUCUGAAGGACAGCACCAGCGAGGGCAGCAUGGGCAGCCUGCAGCCUUCCAGCAUCCAGCUCUUUGCCAACACCUCCACGCUGCACGGCAUCCGCCACGUCUGCGUCUACGGGCCGGUGACCGUCCGCCGCCUGCUCUGGACCUUGGCCUUCGUGGGCUCGCUGGGGCUGCUGCUGGUGGAGAGCUCAGACCGGGUGGCUUUCUACUUCUCCUACCAGCACGUGACCAAAGUGGACGAGGUGGUGGCCAACAGCUUGGUCUUCCCUGCUGUCACCAUCUGUAACCUCAACGAGUUCCGCUUCUCCCGGCUCACCACCAACGACCUGUACCACGCCGGGGAGCUCCUGGCGCUGCUCGACGUCAACCUGCAGAUCCCCAACCCUCACCUGGCUGACCCAGCAGUCUUGGCUAUCCUCCAAGAGAAGGCCAACUUUAAGCAGUACAAACCUAAAGUGUUUAACAUGCAGGAGUUCUUGGCAAGGGUUGGCCAUGACCUGAAGGAUAUGAUGCUGUACUGCAAGUUCAAAGGCCAAGAGUGCAACCAUGAGGACUUCAAAACUGUGUUUACAAAGUAUGGGAAAUGCUACAUGUUUAACUCAGGAGAGGAGGGACGACCUCUGCUCACCACGGUGAAGGGUGGCACAGGCAACGGGCUGGAGAUCAUGCUGGACAUCCAGCAGGAUGAGUACCUGCCCAUCUGGGGAGAGACAGAGGAGACAACAUUUGAGGCCGGAGUCAAAGUCCAGAUCCACAGCCAGUCUGAGCCCCCCUUUGUCCAGGAGCUGGGCUUUGGGGUGGCUCCUGGAUUCCAGACCUUUGUGGCCACUCAAGAGCAAAGGCUGACCUACCUGCCCCCGCCCUGGGGUGAAUGCCGCUCGGCCGACAUGGGCUUAGACUUCUUUCCCGUUUACAGCAUCACAGCCUGCAGGAUCGACUGUGAGACUCGCUACAUCGUGGAGAACUGCAACUGCAGGAUGGUGCACAUGCCAGGGGAUGCUCCCUUCUGCACCCCGGAGCAGUACAAGGAGUGCGCAGAGCCUGCGCUUGGUUUGCUGGCUGAGAAGGACAGCAACUACUGCAUCUGCAGGACACCCUGCAACCUGACCAGGUACAACAAAGAGCUCUCCAUGGUCAAGAUACCCAGCAAGACCUCGGCCAAGUACCUGGAGAAGAAAUUCAACAAGUCAGAAAAAUACAUCUCAGAGAAUAUUCUUGUGCUGGACAUAUUUUUUGAAGCACUCAACUAUGAGACCAUUGAGCAGAAGAAAGCCUAUGAAGUGGCAGCCUUACUUGGGGACAUUGGAGGCCAGAUGGGGCUGUUCAUCGGUGCUAGCAUCCUCACUAUCCUGGAGCUCUUUGACUACAUCUACGAGCUCAUCAAGGAGAAAUUAUUGGACCUACUUGGGAAGGAGGAAGAGGAAGGGAGCCAUGAUGAAAACGUGAGCACUUGUGACCCCAUGCCAAACCAUUCGGAAACCAUCAGCCACACUGUGAAUGUGCCACUGCAGGCCACCUUGGGCACGCUGGAGGAGAUUGCCUGCUGACAGCCACCAACCCUGCUCCACAGUGCCAACACCGAAGGAAAAAGGGGGGAAACUGCCCAGGAAAAGCAGGGAUCCAGCUCAGUCUCUGAUUUUCCCUCCCAGGAGGACCCCGAGGGCUCCAGCCAGCCCCACCCUAACUAACGACCUGGGCUGAUAGAAUAAAGAACCACAAAGCCCCCAGCUCUUGGAUUCUCCUCCUCCUCCUCCUUCCUCUCCUCCUUCUUCUCGUGUCAGUCUGUGAUGAACCUUAAGCUAAAGCCUGGGUCCCUCCCCAUCGAGGCCAGGUCACCACCGGGGGCUUCCUUCAACGCUACCAAUCACCAACCCCUCCCCCACCCCCAAACCUCCCCUCGAGGUGAGCAUCCCUGGAGAGGGGACAGCUUCUGGUGGAUCAUCUGCCCCCCUCCUCUCAUCCUGCUCUUCCAUCUCCAGUGCCUGGAUAGUUUGUCUGUGGUGGGGAGGGUCGGGGGGGGGGCUGUGGGGAGGUUCUUGAAGGGUUCUUUUAAAACUCUUUUUCAUUUUGAUUUUUUUAAGUAGUUUUUUCCCCCUCCCCAUGAAUGGAUUCUGUGCUUUCUCCUCCUUCUCAUGACUGAUAUUAAAGCUGGUCUUGUGGAAAUGGC
This is a messenger RNA of Pogoniulus pusillus (Red-fronted tinkerbird), 2827 nucleotides long. RefSeq names its product acid-sensing ion channel 2. Gene Ontology annotation, biological process: sodium ion transmembrane transport. The record is from RefSeq and is a predicted model, not a curated record. Gene Ontology annotation, cellular component: plasma membrane. NCBI's taxonomy places the organism in Eukaryota, Metazoa, Chordata, Aves, Piciformes, Lybiidae. The transcript is spliced from 11 exons. Bases 660 to 2207 code for a protein of 515 amino acids. Gene Ontology annotation, molecular function: ligand-gated sodium channel activity.